Drosophila biarmipes is the source of this 6373-nucleotide messenger RNA. RefSeq lists its product as uncharacterized. Gene Ontology annotation, molecular function: guanyl-nucleotide exchange factor activity. Lineage: Eukaryota; Metazoa; Arthropoda; Insecta; Diptera; Drosophilidae. The record is from RefSeq and is a predicted model, not a curated record. Bases 109 to 6033 code for a protein of 1974 amino acids. The transcript is spliced from 6 exons. Gene Ontology annotation, biological process: positive regulation of Rho protein signal transduction.
CAGGCAGCAGGCGGCUUUCAGCUGAUGAGCAACAAAGGACAGAGUGCAUCGGAGCCAUUAAUUUAAAUUGGGUAUUAUGAGCGCACUAGCAACAGGGACAGAAAGCUCAUGUACGACAAGUCCAAGAAAUCGUGGAGUCAGCGGCUCAAGACGCUCGGCAGCGGUGACAGCGGGGACAAGAACGCUUCUCUAGCCGCCGUCAGCGGCAUGCAGGCCAUGCAGCAGUUGCAGCUGCACAUGCAGCAGCAGCACCAGCAGCUGCAGCAGCAACACCAGCAGAUGCAGCAGCAGCAACAGCAGCAGCAGCACUUGCAGCUCCAUCAUGAGAGGCACCACCAGAUGGUGGCCGCCUACCAACUGCCACCGGUUCCCGCCGCCGAAUUCCUGCCCAGCGCCCUCUCACGCUCGAUGAAGUACGCGGAGCCCUGGAUCUACGGAACGGUUCGUGGCAUUCCCUCACGCCCAUCCUACGGAUACCAUCCCCAUGCGGCGGCCAUUUUCGCCGCGGCGGAGGGAGUCCCGGGCACCACAGCUCUGGCCGUGGUGAUCUGCUCCUGCGCCGAGUAUCUGAAUGGCACGAAACGUGACGUGAAGAAGGCCAGUGUGUGCAAGAAGUGCAAGGGGUCACGCCUGCCCCUGGCCACCAUAGGCGCCACCAGCGGGGGCACAGUGCGUCUGCCGGCUGUCAGCGGUUCCGGGCACUCGCGACGACCCAUGGCGGCCACCAUGCGUGUGGUGAGUGCCACGAAGAAAUCACGUCCCUCCAUUCUGGAUCCGCAGAAGGAUCCCUACGACCUGAUGCGACGGACGCGACUCCUGUCCCCGGAGCCCAGCGCCAAGGAUGCGGAUGGCAAGUCACGUAGUCGCAGCGAGGCGGGGGGCAAUCAGCCCAGGGGACGCACUCGCACCAGGGCACCUCCUCCCCCAGCCCCUGCUCCCUCUAAUCAGAAAUCCCCAGGAUUAGGGGCGCCGAGUCCAACAGCUGUUCCCGAUCCCACAGACCUGUGGCUCAUGGAGGACAACGAGUCCCUGCUGCAGAGCAGCGGCCUCCCCUCCUCCAGGGCCUCCAGCCGGCGCUCCAUACUCCGCUGCCACGUCAAUCCCUAUGACCUGAUCUCAAGCGAAAGUGGCAAGCUGCAGGGCAACCUGCGGCAGCCCCACGACCUCUUUGACGUGGCCGAUGCCCAGCUGAACGAUGACCAGCAGGAGCGGAAGAGGAGCACCUCGAAGUUCUACAGCCCCAAUGUGGCCGCCAUUGCGGGCCAGCGCAUCAGCCUGGGCGAUAAAUCGGCUGAUAACUCCGAUCCAGGUGACAGUUAUGAGCGAAUUAUUAUAGUUUCUGGAGGAGAGUCCUCUUCUAAUGGACCGCGACGGCCGCCGCGCAAUAAAAAAGCGGAUGAGGCGGCGGAAAUGCCCACAGCAGCGGUUCCAAGUGUGCCUGCAGCACUGCCAAUGGCCACGGUUAAGACCAAGGUGGACGGCCAAGCGGAAAGGGAACAGCCGGAGGAGAACAAUGGUUCGACCUAUACAGUGCUCACUGUGACGCCCACUUCGCCAGCCAUCAAGUCCAUACUGAAGCGCCCCUCCACACUGGAGUUGCCUGGAGUGGGCUCGACUCCCCUCCAGCCACUUCCUCCUCCGGUGGCCGAGAACUCUGGACUGGUGACGCCUGCGGGCAAGUCACAGUUCUAUAUACCGACGCCAACGGGAACGGCGGCCACGCCCACGCCCUCGGGUGCGCCCAUGGCCACAUCAACACCUACACCCACGAGUGGAGCCAGUGGUGCCAGUGGAGCCACCAUUGCAAUAGCAAUCACGCCGGGUUCACGCAAAAAAGUGCAAUUUAUGGUCGAGGAUAAAAUCAUAGCCACGACUGCCACGACAGCGGCGACAACUGAUGACAGCGAUGCCAGUGUGGCAGCAACGAGAACCAACUACGAGUACUACAAUCGCAAGCGGAAUGCAGCAGCAACAGCAGCAACAUCGCCGGCGACAGCAGCAACAUCUCCAGCAGCAACAGCAGCAACAUCAGCGGAUCAGCAGGAGGCAACGCUGUUUGACAUUGAUGAUGAGCACAACUUUACAACUUCCGCCGAGGCAACUCCGCUGAUGAAGCCGGAUAGUUUGCAUUAUGAAGAUGUUCUCCCGGGGCCCCAAAUAUUUGACAGCGCCUCGGAAUUAUUACUGCCAGCGGAUGGGUCGCCGCACGUCACUGCGAGUCCUGUCAGCGUUUUACCCACUGGCACAUCCAAUGGAGUGGGAGGAGCAGGAGGAGCUGCACAACCAGGAUCAGGACACGGACUGGUAGGGGAAGCAGCCCAAAAGACGACAGCAGCAAAUCGCGAUUAUGACGAUGAUGACGAGCACAACGACAAGGAUGAGAGUCACGACAACAAACCCAACGACUUGGCUGAAAGGGAGCCGGACAAGGACAAGGAUAAGGAGCAGGGGCAGGGGCAGACGGAAGAGGAGGAGGAGGAGCCGGUGCAGGGUGCUCCGGAGCAGGAGAAGAGGGAUGCUGGUGGAAAGCCUGCGGCAAGUCAAAAGCGUGCAGCACAAACGACACAAUCGCGAAAUCCCAUCAGACGGGCGCACAGUGAGCGGCAUUUGUCGACCGCGCCCCUAGUUGCCAACGCCUCUGCCCACGGCCACGCCUCCUUUGCCACCAACGCCUCCAACCCAACGACGACUCCGGCUGGCGGGGCACAGAAUGUCAUUUUAAAUUUUAAGGACACAAUGGCGCUGCGCAUAAAAAGCAACCGCAGCGACUCGAGAGAUUUAUUUCAAAGGCGGCCCCGGGAUCCGCCACCGCCGCCUCCUCCCAAAGGAGCUGGCAAAGGAUUAGAGCCGCUGCCACACGAAAUCAAUAAGUCGCCACCGAUGCCCCAAAGGACGGUGGUACGGGUGGCUCCUUUCAAGCCGCACCACCAGCAGCAGGUGGGUGGUGAUGGCUUCGCCCACGAGGUGCAUCGCCUGAAGAUCUCGCACAGCGAGGAGGAUACGGAUUUGGGGGUGGAGCUACGGCGCAGGCCGAAUCUUUAUUCCUCCACCAACGACGAGGAGGAUGCUGCACCCAAGAAGACCUCCAUCCUGAUCAGCGGCGAUGAUUGCUACUCCACCAUGAACCUGAGCGCCGAUGCCGCCCAGCCGCUGUACCAAUCCUCGGUGGUGGUCAACAGCCACUCGGCCACCAGUGUGUGCAUCAGUGUCAGCAGUGCCGAGGAGCAGGAGCAGGAGCUGAACCACCUGAACACCCUGCACAGCCAACAGAUGGGCAUGGGCACAGCCAUCAUACCCAUUCGGGGAGCCGGCGGCGAGGUGAAUCUUCAGAGAUCCGUGUCCUGCAUCUCGUCCACUUCGAGUAGCUCCACCUCCAGCAGCAGCAGUUCCAGCGGGCGGGGAAGGACCCUCAUCCGCCUGGACUACGAGAGGGAGCGCAAGGGUUCUGCCACCAGCAGUACACCCAUCAACACGCCCCCUGUCAUCAGUUCCACACCGGCCACGCCACCGCCCAUGGAGUCGCCCAAUCCUCUGGUUCCCCACGAAACCGAGCUCCUGAAGAUCCUGCGCAACCCCGUGGAGGCAGUGAAACUGAACCUGGUGCCGCAUGUGUGUGGCCUGCGGGCUCCCUCGCGGGAAAGUGGUAAAUCCAAGAAUGCAAGGAUUCAGGAAGAGGAGACGCCCGCUAAGAACCCCGGUUUCAUAGCCAAGCUGCUGCAGGACCCCAUGCUGGCCCAGGUGGCCGAGGGCCUCGAAACGGAGACAGUGGCGGAGCUCAUCGAGAACUCGCUGCAGCGUCUCCAGCAGACCAGGCGGGGAAUCGACAUGAGCGGCACCAAAGACCACGAUGACAUGAACCGCCUGAUCAGCGCCUCGCUGCAGCGCAUCCGCCUGGAAAGGCAGCCGACGGUGCCACCACCAGCUGGCAUUAGUAGUGCAACCAAAGAGGAGGACCGCCUGUCCAACCGGGGCAGCAUCAGUUCCGCCAACAGCUUCGCCUCGGCCCACAACUAUGAGCUCUUCGACUUCGAUGGCGGCGCCGGGGGCAAUGAGUCGGAUUGCUAUCAGAGCUGCUCCAGCGAGCUGACUGCCUCGGGAGUCAUGGAAGAGGAUGCGGAGGGAAUAGCACCCAUUAGGGACCCCGAAACGGAACUGGAUGCUGCCACGCGCGCUAAGUUCUAUCAGCUCUUGGUGGACGCCACUCUGGCCGAGAUCGAGCACUCCACGCAUAUGGAUCAGGGCUUGGGUGCGGACCCAGAGCACCACUAUGAAUCGAUUAGGCACAGUGGAGACCCCAUUUACGAGGAGAUCCAUGAGGUUCCGCCGCCACUGCCGCUCUCUGCUCCGCCUCUCAAUGAUGCAGAGCUGGACAAGAAGGCCGCCCGCUCCAUCUUCGAGGGCGCCUCCAAGUAUGACAUUCUCUCCUACCUGGUGGAUGCCAAGGAGCGCGGCUUGGCCCGCGAGGAGAGCUUUGACUACGGGAACAACCCCAAGAUUAUUGAGGAGGAAGCUGCCGAUACCCUGAGUGACCUGGACAAGCGGCAGGCUGAGGAGCGGGAACGGGAACGGGACAGCGGUCAGAGCAGCAUGAGUUCUCUAUCACCACCGCCGCACAACUUUAUCUGCGGCGGGGGCGGGGAAAAGUCCUCCGGCACCGAUGUGGAGCGCCAGGAUUCCGGAGUGGGCUCGGAGACCAGCAAGACAUCCCGCAGCAAAUACCAGGCCACGCCCACCGUGCUCCACCUGUGCGAGGACUGCGAUGGAGCCGUGGAGAUGCAGGUGGGCGACAACGGAGUCCUCUAUGCUCCACUGGUGUGCCGGAAGUGCGGCAAGAAGCGCGUGGAGCGCAAGGAGAUCAUCACGGAGAUCGUGGAGACGGAGGAGAAGUACGGCAGGGAUCUGCAGAUCAUACUGGAGGAGUUCUGCCACCCCAUGCUGGUGGCGGGCCUGCUCACCCAGGAGCAGCUCUCCGCGAUCUUCCUCAACACGGAAGAUCUGCUCGAGAACAACCAGACGCUGGCCGAGCGCAUGCGCGACGCCCUGGACAUGUCCCUGGAGCAGGGCGACGACGACCUGCUGACGGUGAACAUCGGACGCAUCUUCCUCGAUUUCACCCAGAUGCUGCACGCCUUCGAGAGCUACUGCGUCCGCCAGGCGGGCGCCAGCCUGCUGCUGGCCAAUCUCGAGAAGGAGAAGGAGCUGCUGCGCAUCUUCCUGAAGGUCUCCCAGAUGGAGAACGCCGUGCUGCGGCGCAUGAACCUCAACUCCUUCUUGAUGGUUCCCGUUCAGCGCGUUACCAAGUACCCCCUUUUGCUGGCCCGCCUCUACAAGGUCACUCCCGCCCACCUCGAUGGCCGCGAUCUGCUGAAGCAGGCCCAGGAGAAGAUCGAGCUGCACCUGAACCACAUCAACCAGGAGGCCAAGGAUGUGCCCACCAAGCUGUGGCGCCGCAUCAGCUCCUCCAGUCCGAACAGGCGCGCCUCCUGCGAGAUCGACAUGAUCAACAUCAAGCUGCGCAAGAUGGCCAUCGAUGUGCUGGAGUGGAACCACGACGAGGUGCGGUUCGCCAUGGAGGGACGACUGCUCUACACCCAGCCCACGGACAGCAACUGGAAGAAGGCGCGCACCAUCAAGCUGACCCCGGUCAAUGCCCUUUUGGUUACCAACGGCAAGCCAAGUGCCAAUUACAGGGCAGAGAAGGCCAUGUCGGAAAAGCUGAAUUUCCCGAAGCACACGGGCAUCCGCGAGGCCUCCCUGCUCCUGGUGAAGGAGAAGUGCGGACGGUACACGCUGAUCCGGGAGCCGCUCUAUCUGGACAGAUGUGUCGUGUGCAGCGAGGCGGACUGGGAUGAUUAUUUCGAAGUGCAGGAAAUCUCGUCGAAGGACACAUUCAUAUUCAAAGCCGAGGACGGCGUCAGGACGAAGCAGUGGUACACCCAGCUGCAGUACCACGCCCAGGGCAUGGGGGCGUGGCGGAAGAGGCGCAACGCCCUGGCCAACAUCAUGAUCAACGGCAUGCUGGCCCGGAGCUAGCCAUCCCGAAGCGCACACCCGACUCCAUCCACCGGACCACCGGCGCACCGGAGCACCGGAGCACCGGACACCGAUUAGAUGGCAAAAGACGUAAAGCUCAACAAUUGGUUAUGCAUUUAAUGUGUAUUUAUGCGCUAUUAACCAACGAGAAGUAUCGUUUCGUAAUUAUAAUUUAAGUGAUAUGCAAUUGAAUCGAGCACGCAUAACGCUAGUUAGUGUCUACAUAAUACCUAUAUAUAUGCCUAUACCUACACACCUAUGCCUUUAUACUAUGCAUAACCAUACGUACACACGAAUACCCUGAAUACAAUGCAAUAAAAUACCAUACACUAAUUAAACA